AUACCAAGGAUUUUAGGUAUAAGUGAUCAAAUAAAUGCCAAUUAAACCACAAAAUGAUUUGAACAUAAAUAAUGUGUUCAAUUAUGAAUAAAUUUGGGGAUCAAAUUAGUAAUAAUUUUUAAAUCAUUGAGGAGCAUAAUGAAUGUAUUAUAAUUUAGGAGCCCUAAUUUGUAAAUUUAAAAUUACAAAAUCACUUCAUUUGGAAAAAGUCCGAUUUCAUCUUCAGCUGAUGAAAAUUGAAAAGUGAGAAAACAACCAUUGCAAAUUUGCAAUAUUGCAUAGUGCCGUGACUGCCGUCACCUACGGCUUUCACAGCACUAACACUCCCAAGUCCCAAGUCCCAAUUCCCAAAUCGAAGCUGCUCUCUGCCUCUCCGGCCUCCGCCAGUCCGCCGCGCUCUACGUCUCCUGUUGGCUGUGUCCUGCCGUGCUGGUUCAUCUCUGCCGAGUGUCGAAGACGAAGCACCAAGAUCUCACUAGUUCAUCGCUGGUUCAUCACUGCUCAUCUCUGGCUCACUUAGCACUAACACUCCCAAGUCCCAAGUCCCAAUUCCCAAAUCGAAGCUGCUCUCUGCCUCUCCGGCCUCCGCCAGUCCGCCGCGCUCUACGUCUCCUGUCGGCUGUGUCCUGCCGUGCUGGUUCAUCGCUGCCGAGUGUCGAAGACGAAGCACCAAGAUCUCACUAGUUCAUCGCUGGUUCAUCACUGCUCAUCUCUGGCUCACUUAGGUUUUUUGCUCUCAAAUAUGCUGCUGAUGCUGUUUGUACUGUCAUGCGUGUAGACCGGGAGCGUUGAACCAUCAAUGUUUGAGGGAGAGGCUUUAGCUUUGAAUGCUAUGUAUGAAACUAGAAAAGUUCGUGUGCCUGAACCAUUUAAGAUGAGGUCGGUCCACUUCCAACAGGGGGUUCAUAUAUCAUCAUGGAAUUUAUUUCGUUUGGUGCUUCUAGAAGUAAUCAACUACAAAAGCAUUAAACCCUAAAAGCAACAAAGGCGGGAUUAAAGCAUCAGCAAGCAUAGGGCUGAUACUCAGGCAGCUCCAAUCGCUUCGGCCAUUCAUGGCAUCGCCCUCCUCCAUGACGACGACGUCGUCUACCACUUCAAAACUCGUAUUCUCCGGCUGCUCAACCUCCUCCUCCUCCUCCUCCUCCUCCUCUCGUCGAUUCCUCCCAUUGACUACCGCCACCACCUCCUCCAAAUGCAGAGCUUUUCACUUCCACCGCCGCUUCAACCCCCUCCGUCAUGUCCAUCUGCGUCCGUGCAAAAAUCCCACAACUGUCUUCUCUCAAACUAUCAACCGUCCUUCGUUCAUUGCUGCUGCUAUGGCUACUGAAGCUUCUGCUAAAGUUAUUGAUGGAAAAAGGGUUGCUAAAGAAAUCAGAGAGGAAGUAGCAGCAGGAGUAUCUAAGAUGAAGGAGGCACUAGGCGUCGUUCCAGGGCUGGCAGUGAUCCUAGUUGGGGACAGGAAGGAUUCAGCAACUUAUGUUCGCAACAAGAAGAAAGCUUGUGAGGACGCAGGAAUUAAAUCUUUUGAAGCGUGUUUGCCUAAAGACACGGCAGAAGAAGAAGUGCUUAAGCAUAUUUCAAGUUUUAAUAAUGACCCUGCGGUUCAUGGCAUCCUUGUUCAGCUACCUUUACCUUCUCACAUCAACGAGCAGAAUGUAUUAAAUGCUGUUUGCAUUGAAAAAGAUGUGGACGGAUUCCACCCACUAAACAUUGGACGUCUUGCCAUGCGAGAUAGGGAACCACUAUUUGUGCCUUGCACGCCUAAAGGAUGCAUAGAAUUGUUGCAUAGAUAUGGUGUUGUUAUCAAAGGGAAGAGAGCAGUUGUUAUUGGCCGGAGUAAUAUUGUUGGGAUGCCUGCUGCUCUAUUGCUACAAAGGGAAGAUGCAACUGUGAGUGUUGUCCAUUCUAGAACAAAGAAUCCUGAGGAGUUUACUAGAGAAGCUGAUAUUAUCAUCUCAGCUGUAGGACAAGCAAAUAUGGUGAAGGGUAGCUGGAUAAAGCCUGGUGCAGUUAUUAUUGAUGUUGGGAUAAAUCCAGUUGAGGAUUCUGAAAGCCCUCGGGGCUAUCGGCUAGUUGGUGAUGUUUGUUAUGAUGAGGCUAGGCAAAUUGCAUCUGCUAUCACUCCUGUUCCUGGCGGAGUUGGUCCUAUGACAAUAGCAAUGCUGCUGUCAAAUACUCUGAUAUCUGCAAAGAGAAUUCACAACUUCAAUUGAUAUUUUCACCAUGACCUCUUGUCCCAAUAGGCAGAGGCCCUCCUUCAAACAAGUGCAGGUCCUUUGUUGCGACUUCCUCCCAUCUUCUUUCCAUGUAGGGCACCAAAAAUAAAAUUUUGUCCGCCUUUUUGCCGAGCAAAAUCUAUGCAGCUAUUAUAGAGAUGACAUAUAGGGAGUCCUUUGGAGCAAGAAGCAUCUUAUUUGGCUCAGUAUUUUCAAAUGAUGAAGAGCAAUUGGUCGAGCUUAUUAAUUGGUAAAUGAUGUGCAUAUAGACAGAACCGUGCAAGAUGGGUAUUUUAAGAAGGAAGCGAACAACAAACGAGCCAUGAGGACGCCACCCUUUUAGAUGAAAAAUAGGAUAUCCUAUUUUCAAGUUAAGAUUGCAUUUUUGUGUUCACUCUUUGCCCAUGAAGAGAAGCACUGGCUUCUGAUUUGGUAACAUUAUCAAUAUCAGGAUUAGUUAUAUUUACAUGCACAUUGUAUUCUUUCUUUGAUUUUCUGGUUGCAUGCACUUAUUUUGAAUUCAUCCUGCUGUCUACGUGAAAUUUUUAUUUUAGUUUCAUCAAAAUUGU
Molecule: messenger RNA, 2785 nt
Organism: Coffea arabica (coffee)
Lineage: Eukaryota; Viridiplantae; Streptophyta; Magnoliopsida; Gentianales; Rubiaceae
Source: RefSeq, a predicted model, not a curated record